AUGGCAGCUACAAACGACAUUCUUCUGUCGCGACAAGACCAGCCGACGUCACUGGGCCCUUACCUGCUUGGACGCUCUUACUUCUCCUCUUCGCGCCUAAAUUUGUCUCACUUCCUUUGGAAGCAAGUUCUCGGCUUCAACAUACACCCUCACAUUCCCACAUCCGGCUUCAAACGUAUCAUCGACGUUGCAACCGGCACUGGCAUCUGGCCGUUGGAUGUCGCGUCCGAAUACGCAGACUGUGAAGUGGACGGCUGCGAUAUCUCCCUGGAACAAUGCUCGCCAAAAGAAUUCAUGCCACGCAUUCGCAAGCUGGGGGUUUGGGACCUAUUUGAGGAGCCUCCAGAAGAGAUGCGCGGAAGAUACGACGUGGUGCAUGUACGAUUGGUGGUCUUUGUCGUGCGCAACAACAACCCACGGCCACUCAUUGCAAACAUGAUGAAGCUGUUGAAACCGGGUGGUUGGCUCCAGUGGGAUGAGCUCGACCUUUCGGGUUCCCAUCUAGAGACAGUCUCCGGCAAGGACAUGGAGGCUCCCACGGCUUCUGCAGCUCUAAAGCGCGUACAAGGCGUCGGUGUGAACCAUUGGGCUUCGAACCUUGCAGCGAUCCUGGAAGAGGAGGGCCUCGAGAACGCGCACAAGGAUGUUUACAUUAUACCACCGCCGUGGGUGAAGAUCUUCUCCGAUACGCAUCUCAUGGUGGAAGAAGAGAUGAGCCUUCGGAUGCCCGAGGAGAAGAAGCAGGCCAAGCAGAGAGAGAUUGCGGCGAUCAGUGAAGAGUCAAAACAGGGCACAAUCAUCUCAACGCCUUUGAUGGUCACAGUGGCAAGAAAGCCGUUGACGCCGAAUUAG
This is a messenger RNA of Parastagonospora nodorum SN15, 852 nucleotides long. RefSeq lists its product as hypothetical. Bases 1 to 852 code for a protein of 283 amino acids. The record is from RefSeq and is a predicted model, not a curated record. NCBI's taxonomy places the organism in Eukaryota, Fungi, Ascomycota, Dothideomycetes, Pleosporales, Phaeosphaeriaceae. The transcript has a single exon.